This is a messenger RNA of Ficedula albicollis (Collared flycatcher), 1237 nucleotides long. Its product is annotated as probable 2-ketogluconate reductase. The record is from RefSeq and is a predicted model, not a curated record. Bases 4 to 993 code for a protein of 329 amino acids. The transcript has 5 exons. Lineage: Eukaryota; Metazoa; Chordata; Aves; Passeriformes; Muscicapidae. Gene Ontology annotation, molecular function: NAD binding; hydroxypyruvate reductase [NAD(P)H] activity; glyoxylate reductase (NADPH) activity. Gene Ontology annotation, cellular component: cytosol.
AUCAUGGAAGAAGGAGAACUGCCUUGGCUUUUGGUAAAUGAAAUAGGUGGCAUACGUGGGAUACUGCAUAGCCAUGUGCCAUUCCUGAAGAAGCAUUUCCACCUCAUCACCAUGAAGGAAUUUCUUGAAAACAGAAAGGAUAUUGGUAAAAAGGUUCAAGCAAUUUAUUUGUGGUGGCACAAACCAGUCAUCAACAAAGAGCUCCUCCAGAGCCUGCCAAACUUGAAAGUGAUUGCAAAUUCCGGAGUGGGGAUGGAUCACCUGGAUCUGAAGCUUGUAGCUAGCUUUGGUGUGAAGAUGGCUAAUGCUCCACGUGCUGUCUCCAGCACCACAGCAGAUACUGGGAUGGCUUUGCUGCUAGCAUCUGCUAGAAGACUAGUGGAAGUCCAUAACAUUUCAGUUUCUCCAAGUGUGGAGAAGUACUGUGAAGCUGAUAUUCUGGGAGUUAAAGUUACUGGAGCUACGCUGGGGAUCAUUGGCAUGGGCAGCAUUGGGUAUAAGAUUGCUCUGAGAGCCAAAGCAUUUGAAAUGAACAUUUUGUACCACAACAGGACACGGAGGAAAGUGCAAGAGGAGCAAGAUGUUGGUGCCACUUACUGCAAAAAGAUAGACAGCUUGCUCCAGCAGGCAGAUUUUGUGAUGCUGGUGGUGAGCCUGACACCUCAGACACACAAGCUGAUCGGGAAAAGAGAGCUGGAGCUGAUGAAACCCACAGCUACCCUCAUUAACAUCAGCCGAGGUGCAGUAGUUGACCAAGAGGCGCUGCUGGUGGCUCUGCAGACCGGUGUUAUCGGGGCUGCAGCUUUGGAUGUCACCUCCCCAGAGCCACUGCCCAGAGAUCAUCCAUUGUUAAAAUUAAAGAACGUCAUUAUAACACCUCACCUCGGCAUUAAAACAAACAAGGCCACCUACAUGAUAACAGAGGAAGCAGUGGAAAACAUACUAGCAGCCCUGAAUGGUCUCCCCCUACCCAGUGAAGUGCUGCCUAGCUGAUGUGUGAAAGGACAUCACACCUAUUUUUAUUCUUCUCUUUAUCUUUUUAUUCUUGUCUUUCCCCUCCACAUUAGCUCUAAAGAUCUUUUUAAAUACAAGAAUGUCCAUACACCUCACUAAAGCUUGCAAGGAAAGAGUUUGCCAUCCUCUCAUUUGUGUUUAUAUCCUUUCUGUUGUCUAACUCAAGUCCAAAAGACAAAUAAACCAACUCAUAAAGUGGCAGUGCUAUGCCUUUUGUUAUGUA